GGCUUUUAUGAUGAUCAGCGGUUCACUGUUCAUGCAUUAAAAGAUGGAUUUAGAUAUAAGUCAAUUUCUGCAGAGACAAGAUAAUGAACUAAACUACAACACAGACUUUAUAAAAACAAACUGGAGUGGGCUUUCUGAAAAUGGAGUUGAAGAAUUGGGCGAUUCAUUUGCCAAGGAGGAUGGGUGUUUAUUUGAAGAUAUGGGUGAUAUUCUUGAAAAUACCAGUUCAACAUUUAAACACACAUCAGAACCAGAAAAUGUUAAUAUAGGAUCAGAAGAUUCUUGUGAAUGCAUUGACAUUGAUUUAGACUUUCUUAGUAGGUCACAGACAGUAAAUGGUCUACAUUCUUUCGACAAUAACAGCCCCAAAGAGAACAUUAUACACAUUUCGGAUGACAGUGAAACUGAAAGUGAUUGCUAUGUGACUGCUACACAACAUGAACAAGUACAAAGCAGUGGUAAUGAUUUAAUUGCUAGAGAAGUGGCACCAGUAGAACAACAAAAAUCAAAUAUUCAAAUUUACUAUCAACAAGAUGAACAAGGAAAUGUGGGCAUGUUUUUGUGUGUCCAAGAUAAAUCUCUGGUUGGAACUGCUAAUCUUGGAACUGAAUUAGCUUCAAAUAACUCAGAAAACAGUGAUGUGGUUCAAAGUCAAAAUAUCAGUGAAACUUUUCCUCAAUUGAUGAAUGACAGUAAUGUGCUAGGACAAACUGCUGUUGAACCUUUGGUAACAAAAGGUCUUAUCAAUGAGGGAGUUGUUAAUCUGUGUGAAAACAGUCAUUCAACUCCAGCUACAGAGAAAGAAGGCACUUCUGAACCAAACACAACUAAAAAUGCAAAGAAGAAGAAGUUUCCCAAGCUUUUUGGAGCUUUAACAGAGAAUUGUCAAUCCCCAACCAAACUUGUUAAAGCAAAUCAAUCUGAAUCUCCCACUACAAGUUUAACUGUUCUUGUUCCACAGUCUGAAAAAGUUCCUGAACAACUUGAGAACUUGUCAAAUCCAAGGGAGGAGGAGGAUAAUUCUUGUAUAAUUGUUCAAACAUCUGGGCUAGAAUGUCCAAAGGAGAAGCCAGUAGAAACUUCCAAAUCACCAAAGGAGUUUCCGACUGUUAUUCAAAUUUUAUCAGAAAAGGCUCCAUUAAACUCAGAGACUGUUCAAACUGUCUUGCUUAGAAGCAUUUUAACAGAAACCAAGGAAGAUGAGGAAAUAAAACCAAAGAAAAGAAGGACCAGACAACGGGGAUUGAAGUCACAGACUGUUAACCAAAAUACAAAGAAACUCUUGAAGAAAAAAAUCAAAAAGGAACUGGUGCAAAUACUUCCCAAAGAACAUUUCACAAAUAAAAUUGGUUUCGUAAAGGAUGAAAUGGCUAAUCCAUUAAAAGAUCCAAGUUUAUCUGCCCCCAGACUUCCUGUGGGUCUGUACAAAGAUAAAAAUAACUCGCAAGAAGAGGAACAAGAGGAAGCUGUGGACAUUUCUAAACCCUGCAGCUGUAACAUCUGUGGCAGGGUGUUUCUGAAAUAUUCCGACUUGGAAAUGCAUGUCCGUGGACAUCUGGGAGAUCGGCCAUAUCAGUGCAAUUUGUGCGAACGAAGUUUCAAACAUAAUUCAAACCUGCAACGUCACAAGAGAGCUCACACAGGUGAAAAGCCUUAUAUCUGUACACUGUGUGAGAAAUCAUUCAUUGACUGUACACAGUUACGUAAGCAUAUACGUACCCACAGCAGUGAAAAGAGUGAUUUCUGUAAAAUUUGCAAGAAAGGCUUUGUGUCAAAAACAAAUCUGAAACAGCAUAUGUUGACACAUCUUGAUGAUAGACCCUUCAAAUGUGAAUUCUGCAACAAAGGGUUCAAUAAAAAUGCCAAUCUCAAAGGCCAUUUAAAAGUUCAUCUCGGGUACAAACCAUGGGUAUGUGAUGUAUGUGGUAAGGAAUUUCCUGAGAAAAAUCGCCUAAAAAUGCAUGAGAGAAUUCACUGGGAGGACAAACCAUAUAAAUGUGACCAGUGUGAUGCUCAGUUUGCCCAAAUCUCCAACUUAUAUGUACACCAAAGAAAGCACAAGGGAGAUAAACCUUGGAAGUGUGGUCAGUGUGGAAAGUGUUUUAUGAUGAAGAGCCACCUGACACAGCAUGUUAAAAGACACACGGGGGAGAAACAGUUCCAGUGUGCUGUUUGUCUGAAGGAGUACUUUGGCCGAGGAGAGUUCAACAGACACAUGCGAACCCAUACAGGAGAGAAAAACCAUGUAUGUGAAAUCUGUGAAGACCGUUUUAUCGACAAGGCAUCACUUAAAAUGCACAGACGGAAAGUUCAUGAAAAUAUUAGGUUUCACUGUAAAAUCUGCAAUAAAGAAUUCCACUUUAAAUCCAAUCUUAGACGACAUGAGACAAUCCACACUGGUGUAAAAAAUCAUUUCUGUAAAAUCUGUGAUGCUGGGUUUCUGUUUCAAGUGGAGUUAAGGGACCACAUGAACAAACAUAUGGGAUUCAAGCCACAUACCUGUGAUGUGUGUGGUAAAAGUUUCUACAAAGUUUCAGAGCUCAACCAACACAAGAAAAUUCACACAGGAGAGGAGAUGAUUUACUGUGAGUGCUGUGAUAAAACAUUCAACUACAAACAGUCCUAUGCUAAGCACUGCCAGUCAGAGAGGCAUGCUCGGAACCUCAAAGGAGAAGGCAAAAAUGUGUCUCCAGUUAAGAAGGAAGGAAAAUCUAAUGAGGAAACUACAAAUAAAGGAUCAGAGUUAGAGUCCAAUGAUGAGGGUGAGGAAGACAAUCUGUCAGGAGUAAAUAAUUCUGAAAAUUCUACACAGAAAACAGACAUUGAGGAAAAUACCCAACCUGGAGAUCAGGUGUCAAACUACUAUGAACUAAAUCAUUAGUAUUUUAAAAUGUUAUAAUGUUUGUUUCCAGCAAAUUAUCUUUAGCUCAUGUAAACUCUCAUUUAAUGGGGUCAUGAUUUUUAAAAAUAAUUUAAGAGCUACACUAUAUCUGGCAGAUUCUCUAUUUUUCUUUUUUUUUCAAAUAAAUUUUUAGAAAAAGGUUUUUAGCUCAUCUGAGCUGAAGGCUCAAGUGAGCUUUUUUUGAUCACAAUUUGUCCGUGUCCGUCCGUCUUUCUGCCUAUAAACUUUUCACAUUUUCGACAUAUCCUCAUGAAUCACAAAACAAUUUUAACCAAACUUGGUACAAAGCAUCCUUGGGUGAAGGGGAGUUUGAAUUAAAUGAAGGACCAAGUCCCUUCACAAGGGGGGUAAUCAAGAAAAGACAAAAAAGGGUGGGAUCAUUAAAAAAUCUUCUUCUCAAGAACCACUGGGCCAGAAAAAAUUAAACUUAUGUGGAGGCAUCCUGGGGUAGUUUAGAUUCUAAAUUGUUAAAAUCUGGCAAAUAAUGAACCCCGGGGGUUGGGCGGGGCCAAAAUAGGGAUUUUACAUAGAAAUAUAAAGGAGAAAACUUUAAAAAUCUUAAUCUUCUUAAGAACCACUGGGCCAGAAAAGCUGAAACUUAUGUGGAAGCAUCCUGGUAUAGUGUAGAUUCUAAAUUGUUCAAAUCAUGACCCCCUGGGGUAGGACAGGGCCACAAUAGGGAAUCAAGGUUUUAC
Molecule: messenger RNA, 3597 nt
Organism: Saccostrea cuccullata (small rock oyster)
Lineage: Eukaryota; Metazoa; Mollusca; Bivalvia; Ostreida; Ostreidae
Product: zinc finger protein 567-like
Exons: 1
Coding region: 44-2881 (945 amino acids)
Biological process (GO): regulation of transcription by RNA polymerase II
Molecular function (GO): RNA polymerase II cis-regulatory region sequence-specific DNA binding; DNA-binding transcription factor activity
Source: RefSeq, a predicted model, not a curated record